Rhipicephalus microplus (southern cattle tick) is the source of this 4679-nucleotide messenger RNA. RefSeq names its product exosome component Rrp6 (gene Rrp6). Gene Ontology annotation, molecular function: 3'-5'-RNA exonuclease activity; nucleotide binding; single-stranded RNA binding. The record is from RefSeq and is a predicted model, not a curated record. Gene Ontology annotation, cellular component: nuclear exosome (RNase complex); nucleolus. NCBI's taxonomy places the organism in Eukaryota, Metazoa, Arthropoda, Arachnida, Ixodida, Ixodidae. Gene Ontology annotation, biological process: nuclear polyadenylation-dependent antisense transcript catabolic process; poly(A)-dependent snoRNA 3'-end processing; histone mRNA catabolic process.
UGGCGGCGUUUAUCGUGGAGGCAGGUUCGAGCCUAAUAUUCUAAUAUAUGUGAAGCUUUGGGCGUCGUUGCUGGCGACGUAUUUUCAAAUGGCUUCAAAAGAAGAAGAACCUUCAGCCGCUUCAUCCAGUCAAGCAAAGUUUUUAAACGCGUACGAUAACUCCAACAAAUACUCCGAGAGUCUCCUUCGUUCUGUUGUCCAGGCAACGAAAGCAGCUAAUGACCUACCAGGAGCUGGAGAAGAUUUUGAGUAUUUCAGCAGUUUUGCCAGUUUUCGUCAAGUCAUGCUGGCAGAAGGGAAGAGUUUACUCAAGCUAAUGUCAUCUCUAGCCAACCACCAGGUUGGGAAAGGGAAGUUUGAGGGAUUGGACUUGGAGGAGAAGUUUGAUCUUCUAACCGACAUCAAUGACACAGUGCUUGAGAGAGUGGGAAACAAUCUUGACGAGGCGGAUGGAGUCAAGAAAAAGGCUGACGAUGUUGUUCUUGUCACUGUGACCGCAAACAGGCCUAUUCACACCAGCUGGAACAAGAAGAGCGCCAGCAAGGCAGCGAAGUUCCACCUGCUGGCGGCCAAGAACGUGGUGCGGCCACAGAUCAAUUUCAAAAAAAAGGUAGACAACAGCAACACCCCCUUUGUUCCCAUCCUUCAAGACAAGCCACACUCACUGAAGCCACUCGCCAUUUUGCCCGAGAACACUUUCGAUGGACAAGAAAGUUACAGCCACCCCUAUGAGUGGGAGAUAGAGCAUUUUGAGCCAUCACCCUCACAAUUGAGGGCACCUUCUGAAGAGAGGCUUCCCCCACCUCUUGAGGAGACACCCUGCACCAUAGUGGAAACAGUCGAUCAGCUGAAGGACAUGUGUGAGGCAUUGUCAAAAGAAACUGAGAUUGCUGUGGACUUGGAGCACCAUUCAUACAGGAGCUUCCAGGGCUUCACAUGCCUGAUGCAGAUCUCAAGCCGCACCCAUGACUACAUCGUCGAUGCAUUGGCUCUGCGUCACGAACUGCAGAUGCUCAACGAAGUUUUUGCCGACCCCAAGAUCGUCAAGGUCUUUCACGGUGCAGACAUGGAUGUGUUGUGGCUGCAGCGCGACUUCGGCUUGUACCUUGUGGGGCUGUUUGAUACAGGCCAGGCAGCCAAGGUGCUUGGCUUGGCUCACUUCUCUCUGGCCUUCCUGCUAAAGCAUUACUGCCAGAUAGAGGCUGACAAGCAGUUUCAACUUGCUGACUGGCGGAUACGGCCCUUGCCACCAGUAAUGAUUAGUUACGCACAGUCGGACACUCACUACCUGCUCUACAUCAUGGACCGCCUGAAGCGUGACCUGGCCGAUCGCAGUAAUGAGAAUGACAACCUGCUGCGAUCAGUGUUUGACCGCAGCAAGCAGGUGGCACUUAGGCGUUAUGAAAAGCCCAGCUGCCAUGAACAGAGUUACAUGGAGCUGUACCGCAAGAGCCGUAAGACAUUCAACAGCCGCCAGCUGCACGCCUUGCGCCACCUGUACAGCUGGAGAGACAAGGUGGCCCGCGUCGAAGAUGAAAGCACUGGAUAUGUGUUGCCCAACCAUAUGAUCCUAGAGAUAUCAGAGAUCCUUCCAAGGGAGCGACAAGGUAUCAUGGCCUGCUGCAAUCCCUGCCCUCCUCUAGUGCAGCAGAACCUUAACGAGCUACAUGCUAUCAUCCUGAAAGCCCGUGAGGUGCCCCUCAACGAGAGGUCAGUGCCAGAACAGUCAUCGUGGCCAGAGGCUGUGCAAGUUGACUUGGAUAGCGUGCUUCAUUGCGUCCACGAUCGGCCUAAGCACGACGAUGCCACUCUGGCGCUGCCCACUCUACUAGAUGAAGACGCUGAACCUCUGCCUGCAAAAAAGCCAAGUUCACAGCUGUUGACUAAGGCAGUGCCAAGUUUGGAGGCAAUAGCAGCCAAGAUUCCACACACAAAGCCAAGGCGUGGUACCUUUGUGCUGCCGUACAAGCGAUAUAUGGCUGCUGUGGAGCGAGAUGGCACAGAAGUUGAGGCUAGCGAAGUGGUGACGGCAACUGGUGAAUCAGCUGAGCCUCGUGUGGCUAAAGUCAAGGCCGAACCUGGCAAGAUCAGUGAAGCCACAGAAGUCAAGCAAGAAGAAGAAGAAGAAGAGGCCCCUGCAGAAAUCCAAGCAGCAUCGUUUGAAGACGCAGCCUUGACUGAGCCCCUGCGUUCACCACGGAAGACACCACGUAGGCAGCGUGGAAAGAGAAAGAGGCAGGAACCUGAUGUGGGACUCCUUCCCGACGGCCAGACGUACAACUCCGCUCAGGUCAUUCCUUCUGAUGAAAAAGCCGAGAGCAGCAGCAGAGGAGAAACUGAUUUUAAGCCCUUUGACUAUUCUGCACAUACUCCUCAAGCACCCAAAGAGCAGAAAAAUCAGCCUUGGAGCUACAACCCUGAGGGUCCCAAUGACAUGAAGGCAGGAAAGAGGAAGCGAAGAAGACAGCAGGUCAAGAGCCGCACAUUUGGAAGCAGCAGUGGCGAGCCUGUUGCCAAGUGGCCCAAGCGAUGACCGGCCCACUCUGAUGCAGCUGUGGGGGGAGGGCUAUAAAGCUACUUUCAUUUGUGUUGUUUUUUACUGAAGCCACCUUCCUCCUUCUCUUCUGGCAUCACCUGCAAUGAAAAACCAAAUCACGUCAGUGACAUUCAGAACGUUUGCAGGUGAACUUGCUGGACCACAAGGGAUGUAAGUCUGUAGAAAACUUCAUAAAUAUACAUCUGGGGUACACAUGACUCUUCCAGCUAAACUGCUUGCUCAUUAAAACUGAAAUUUCAUGCAACGUCAGCACUGUUCAGUAGUACAACUUUUGCAGGCAUUACACCCAUGUUUGUCAUCCGAGGAAAGGCCACGCAAAAUUUGUUAUUCUUUGUUGUAAAGAUACAGUGGUGCCACCCACCAUAGCUACAGUGAACACUGUAUUUUGUGCAAAGCUGUGACAGAUGGUGCCACUCUCACUAUGCUACUAGAAUCUGCAUAUCGAGUCGAGAUGAUAUGCACAUCAAAUUUAUAAAUAAGCAUGUAGUGUUCCUAAACUUGCUGUCAAACAAACAUCCACAAAAUGCUUUGUCUCAGCAAAAUUUGAAUGUAAAUGUGCCAGUGAUUCAAAUGGCAUAAUCGUGGUGUUUAUUCGAUUCAUAGCAUGUCUCAUUCACGCAACAGUUAACAUCCAGAGCAAUACCUUUUGGACCUCGACAAUUUUUCUUGAACACUCUCCCUCAAUCUGUUUAAGGCACAUUGCUCCAUGAUAAAGCACAUUACAGGGUAACACGCCCACCAUAGAAAUUUUCUCUAUAAUACUUAAUUAGGUUUUAAUGCAAAAAAACACCAUACAAUUAUGGGGCAGACCGUGGUGGCAAACACUAGAUUAACUAUAAACGACAUGAGAUUCCUUAAGGGCCCCUGAAACACUUUUUCAAGUAACCAUGGAAUGAAUUCACUGAAAGAGCUUAUUGCGUCACGAAUUCAACGCCACAAAAAUUUUAACAAUCUAUCCAGUAUGAGUGCAGUUUCAAUAUUUGUCACACGCUGCAGUCGCAUUCUGUCUCCUCUCGUCCCGGCAAAAGCGCUGGAAGCUAAGCAGGGAGGGAUAGCAAGGACAAAGAAAGUACGUCACGUGCGCCUGGUGACCUUGACCAUCUUUUUUUUUCUUUUUUUUUUUUCGGAGACGUGGCUUUUUCAGUGUGAUCGCGCGAGCACGCAGGGACAAGUCGCCGCGAUCUUCGUAACGACCGUGCACAUCAUGUUCAAAUCGGCCAAUGCCUGAUAGAUGGCCUUCUACGAGUGAUUUUUGGGUGUCUUCUGUCAUUUGUGGAGAGAAGAGAAAGCAACUUUUAGCUGACUUUGAUAAUGUAUUGUGAAAUCCAGGCUGUGUGCUGCGCUAUAAUAAUUAGCUCGCGUGUUCUCGUGGGGCCUCUACUACCGAUCUGCAGCGUUUUCUGACCAUGCUCCGAAAGUGUUCCAGGGCACCUUUAACAUGCACCUAAUCUAAGCACAGAGGCGUUCUGGCAUUUCGCCCCUCACAACAUGCAGUUGCUGUGGCUGAAAAAGCUUCACGUUGCCUUGUAAGUCAAAUGCAGAGUGAACAUAAUUUCCUUCUAUCCAGGAGUGUGUAAAUAGUGAAUUUUAGAAUUUAAUUGAAUAUGAAUUGGAUAACAAUGAUGCCAAAUUGAAUAUGUGUCUACGGCUAUUCCAGUAGCUUCUGAAUAAUUAGACAACUAUUUUCAAAGCAGCCCUAGAAUGGCAGUGUAACCACGUUAGAAACAAAGAAUUUCACAACACUUUAUUUGAAUCACUAGCUUUACGAAAGGAACACUGCCAUUACUUUUUAGGCAAACUUAUAUAAGGCAGCAACUGAAACUUAUGCAAUUUCGUAAUUGCCUUUAAUAUUUUCCGAUUGCCAGUUGAAAUACAGGUGUGACUAUAGUAUUCAAAGUGGCACUUUGUCAAUGGCUUACAUAAAUAUUAAACAAUAUCUAUGAGUCAACAUCGUUGUAAAUGUCAAUUUGAAUACAAUGCAUUAAUGACUCACUUCGGGGACACUAGAGUUUCAAGCAGAAACACCUGCAUUGUAUAAUGAAUAUAGUACCCAUGUUUCUGCAUUAACUUAAGUGCUUGUUUCUGGGUAAUUUGGUAAUUAAAAUAAAAACUGUUGCUUCUG